Molecule: messenger RNA, 613 nt
Organism: Mangifera indica (mango)
Lineage: Eukaryota; Viridiplantae; Streptophyta; Magnoliopsida; Sapindales; Anacardiaceae
Product: 60S ribosomal protein L37a
Exons: 5
Coding region: 120-398 (92 amino acids)
Biological process (GO): translation
Cellular component (GO): ribosome
Molecular function (GO): structural constituent of ribosome
Source: RefSeq, a predicted model, not a curated record
UUUCAAUGCCCUAUAAAAUUCAAUGAAAGGUGCAAACUAGGGUUUCUCUGUCGCUCAGUGUCUCAGCUUCUCGGAGCCGCAGCUUGCUCAAGAGUUAGACCGUCUUCGACCUCACAACCAUGACUAAGCGGACAAAGAAGGCUGGAAUCGUUGGAAAAUAUGGUACUCGCUAUGGUGCCAGUUUGCGAAAGCAAAUUAAAAAGAUGGAGGUCAGUCAGCAUAGCAAAUACUUCUGCGAAUUUUGUGGGAAGUAUGCAGUGAAGAGGAAAGCUGUGGGAAUUUGGGGCUGCAAGGACUGUGGGAAAGUGAAAGCAGGCGGUGCCUACACUUUGAACACUGCUAGUGCUGUGACAGUGAGGAGCACAAUCCGUAGGUUGAGGGAGCAAACUGAAAGUUGAGCUACCAUUGCCUAUUUCUUAGGAUAAGUGCUUAUUAGUCUCAGAAACAAACUAUGCAUGAUCUUUUUUUAUAUUUCUUUUUUAAUAUGCAGAAGACUAUUUGAUGUUACUUUAAAUCACUGAAGUGUUUUUACUUUGCUAAGUCUAUAGCUCAUAUCUGUUUGUUCCUGACUUCUUAGUCAAUGAAAGUCUUCAUUGUAGUUUUUGCUCUGAUA